Penaeus vannamei (Pacific white shrimp) is the source of this 453-nucleotide messenger RNA. The record is from RefSeq and is a predicted model, not a curated record. Lineage: Eukaryota; Metazoa; Arthropoda; Malacostraca; Decapoda; Penaeidae.
AUGAGUCGCAAGUCCCAAGCCACCGCCCAAAGGUUCUUCAAGUGCCAAGUGUGCGGCAAAGUGUUCGGCCAACAGGGUCAUCUGUUCAUUCACAAGAAUGUCCACGCGGAGGUGAGGCCCUUCGGAUGCGACACCUGCGGCAGGCGCUUCAGUCAGAAGGGAAACCUCCUUCGCCACUCGCUCUUGCACACCAACGAGAAGCCCUUCGGAUGCGGCGUCUGCAGGAAGUUCUUCGUGCAAAAGGCUCACUUGGUGAAACACGUGGUGGUUCACAGGCAAGGGCUGGCUGCCCUGAAGAGGUGUCGGCGGAGGGAGGCGUUGGAGCGAGGGUCCUCCGCUGAGGCCAAGGAGGGCGCCCUCAGGUGCAAGGUCUGCGGAUUACAGUUCAGGCGGAUUUUCCAGCUGAUGGAACACCUGAAAGUCCAGCAUAUCCUCGGAAGGGUCGACAAAUAG